UUUGGAGUGAGUUUUACACUUUUGACUUCCCAGGCGGGAGCUGAAACAUCAGAAGAGCAGCCUUGACAUUUAUCUUCCUGUCUCUGUGAAUGGUGAGGCACUCUGGACCAAUGGGAGGUUCAGUGCUGAGGAUGCAACAGUGAUCCAGGAAAAAACAGCCCAUUGUUUCUGGGAUGUCGGAGAAGUGUGACCACCCUCCUGCCGGCUCUGGCUGCUCAUUCUAACGGCACACUGAAGGACCCAGUACCCCAUUCAGAGGUCAGUAUGAGUGGGGGAGUCAAUGUUAAGUCGCCCCCCCGGGCUCCUCCAUCAUCCGGAAUUCCCCUCCCACACAGCCUGUUGCCCUCCUCCCCCAAAGCAGACAUCCGCCACCGGGCUAGUGAUCUACCCAAGCCCUCAAUACAGACACCUAAACACACACCCACACACACUCCCACACACACACCCAGGCACUCUCCUUUACUUUGCCCACGGACUUCCAGCAUCCCUGGGCCAUCCUCCAGGGAACCUAAGAGAGAUGCCGGCCUGAAGAGUCAGCUCUUCCAGCGGAUUGGAGCUCUACCUGCUCCCCAGGUGUCACGCUCCGCCUACAGCAGCCCAAUAACCCAGCGCAGGGUACCAACACCACACUCCAAAGACACACUGGAUCUGGGAAAACCUGCACCGCCUCACAUCCACUCACAGUUUCCACAUGAUGACAAUCGCAACAGAAACUCCCUCGCCAAUAAGAACCAAACAUGGGGAACCAGCAACCUGCGUCCACCGCUCCACUUCUCAAAAGGAGAACACUCCAACACUGUAUCCCAGGCAACGAGUGAGGUCAUGCCACAACGAGAGGAGGAGCCUCCAGAAAACCACCCAGCCCAGUCCACCAUGUCGAACAACGUCAACCUCCGCCCCUCUUUUGCUCAAACGAGCUACGAGCACGCCAUCAGAGGCCGCAGUGACUCCACCAGCCAAUCAGACGAGGAGAUGGGUACUCCUGACGACAGCAGUCCGGCCUGCUCUCCUUGUCCCCUGCCGCUGCCACCGAUCCCAUUCUCCAUGCCAGUUAUGUCCAAGGUGGCUGUCAAUAUGCUGGAUCAAAGCCUAGAUAAGGAAUCCACAGAGAGACACACACCUCGAGUCAACAUGGCUACUGUGGCUCCCUUCAGCUACAGGCUGCAUGUGCAGGAGAGCGAUUUUUCAGUGGACGAACUGAGUGACUGCUCUUCUGGAUCCAUAGAAGUCUGCUGUGAUGACCUAACACUAGGAGGGAUGCUGGAGGCUAAUGUGGCUAACAUUAGCAUGACUGCCAAGCCCAGAGAGCUGGACUUGAGGUCUGCUGCUGUCUCCUGCCAGGAAACUUCAGCCCAGGCCAUGGCCUCUAGGAAGCCCCCAGCCAAGCCCUCUGCUCUGCCCCAGGGACCUUCACGUCCCUCCGGGUCAGAGCUCAAGGUCUACCGGCCCUCCUCUGGAUCCAUCCCAAUCCCAAAUCCUUCUGGUCUCCGCAAGCAGCGAUCACUUAACAACUUGUGUGUGCUCACUGAUGCUGAGAAGAAGCUGCACCUGUACCAAUCUGAUACGAGUCGGCCUGGCACUGGCACCAACAAGCCAGGCCUGACUAAGACAGGUCAGGCUGGGGGCGGGAGACAACCACUUUCUCGGACCCUUUCAAAGUCAGAACAGUCUCUUUUCCAGGGGAAGCCCAAACCUUUCUGCUCCCCGCCUGUGACUUCUAACGGGAGCAAGCCGAGUCGAAUCCCUGCUCCUGGUAAACCACGGGGACCUUAUGCUGAGGUCAAGCCCAUCAGCAAGGCCUCCGAGGUGGGCCACAGUGUAGACACGGACCCUGCAGACCACCCAACCAAGGCUAACUCCAAUGGAGCUGUGAAUACUGGGACUAAUGGCAAGAAACCAGGCGAGAAGGGGAGAUCUGCAGCUCUGGCAGCAGAGGAGAAGAGAGAGAGGAAGGGAAUAGAGGGAGAAGAUGAUAAGAGCUUUCUGAAGGUGGACCCAGAGUUAGUGGUGACAGUUCUGGGAGACCUGGAGCAGCUGCUCUUCAGCCAAAUGCUUGACCCAGAGUCCCAGAGGAAAAGGACAGUCCAAAAUGUUCUGGACCUUCGACAGAACCUGGAGGAAACCAUGACCAGCCUGAGAGGAGUGCAGCUUAGCCACAGCUGUGUGGAGGGGACCAUGUGCUACGACAGCGAUGAAGCUGCUGCAUUCUCAAUAUCCAGCCUAUCAAAUCGCUCCUCUCCGUUGUCAUGGCGCCAGGGUCAAGCCAGCCCCCGUCUGCAGGCUGGUGAAGCUCCGUCCACAGGUAACACCCAGUCAGACAUCCCUCUCCGGAUCAGCCACACUGCUCGUAUCCAACUCAUCGAAGCACUGGACGACUCGGAUCCAUCCCUCCUGAAGGGAGAUUACCUCAGCAACAGCAACCUCGACAGGAAGAGCCCAAACGAGGAUGAUGAUAAUGAUGAUGAUGAUGAUGAUGAUGAUGAUGAUAUUGAUGAUCUGGGGAAUGGUUGGGAUGAGAGCAGUUCCAUCAGCAGCGGUUUGAGUGAUGGCUCAGACAACCUCAGCUCUGAAGAGUUCAACACGAGUCCCACUCUCAACUCCCUUCCCACCACUCCCAUCGGCUCCCGCAGAAACUCAGCCAUAGUGAUGCGUACAGAUGCAGAGAAGAGAUCUCUGGUGGAGAGCGGUCUGUCCUGGGACACUGAAGACACAAAACCCAGCCGCAAGAGCCAGGGCAGCGGCGUCUACGAUACAGGAAGUCUCAAGUCCGAAUCAGCCAAUAAAUGGAAAAAGACCCGGACGCAGGGUGAGGGGCUAGAUGGAGAGAAGGGCAAACUGAAAAAACCUCAGACCCUGGGUCAAGGAAAUGUGUUGAAGAAAGGAAGAAACCCACCUGUGGGAGUCACCUCCCCGAUCACACACACCUCUCAGAGUGGGCUGAAAGUGGCAGGUACAGUAAAGUCAGAUGGGAAGCCAAUGGAUAAGUCUCGGUUAACAGUGAAGAACUCCGGCCUUCAGCGCUCCUCUUCUGAUGCCGGUAAAGACCCCAGAAAUGGCACCGGGGCUGGUGAGCAACGUAAACCUCCGUCCGGCCUUGUAAGGCCCUCAACUGGUGGAAACUUUGGCUUCAAGAAGCCUACCACAGCUACCACUAACGGCACAAACAAUGCGGGGAAGAUUCCUAAAACGUCGGGUAUUCCUGUCAAACCAGGGACUGGUGGUGGUGGUGGUGGUGGUGGAGGACGUAAGACAAGUCUAGAUGUUUCAAGCACCGACCAGAGUGGUUUUCUAUCUCCAAAUGCCAGGACGUCUCUCCAGUACCGCUCUCUGCCUCGCCCAGCUAAGACAAACACCCUGACUUUAACCCGGCCUAGCUCAGCUCGCCCAGUGAGCACUACCAUGGACAUGGUAGGAGGCUCGGGGCUCAAACCGCCCCAGGGCUCUAGGCUCAAAGAGCCCGCCUCAGGGCUUGGUUCUGGGUUAAGUAAGGCAGGUGGUCGUGGGAUCCCGAGUCCCAGUCCUGUCAAUCAGACAGACAGAGAGAAAGAGAAAGAGAGGGCCAAAGCCAAAGCUGUAGUAUCUGACUCUGAAUGUGGAGGUGGGUCUCUGAAGGGCAGCCCUGCUCAGACCCCCUCAGAGAACGGAGGCAAGCUGCAGGGGCUGCGACCUCCCAGCAGUGGCAAGGGCAUGGAUCUGCCCUCACCCAACACACACAGGUUAUCUGGGAUGCGCAGCCUGGCAAAGCCUCCAUCCAUGGCCCAUCUGGACAAGCUGAACUCAAACAGCCUAGAGGUGGAAGUUCAGGACUCCCUGCCACCUAAGAUUCCUCCCUACUCUAAGCUCCAGGACCUGACUAGCUCAGCAGGCAGCUCCACUGGCCCCUGCCUAACCCCCAGUCCUGCUCCUUUACUUAAUGUAAACUCCUCAGCCUGCUUCUCAAGCUCAGGAGCAGGGUUGGGGCCAAGGCAGGUCUCUUCUCUCGGGGUUCAAGGGAGCACCUCUCCCCUGAUCUACCCUCGUCUGUCUGGGCUGCAUCGCAGCAUGGAGUCGCUGCAGCUCACAAUGAGUUUGGCACCAGAGCCCCAGGAGAGGGAGAAGGCAAGGGAGAGGGACAAUUUGGUGAGAGGCUACACCACCUUAGAGUCCCGGCACAAAGAUAGACAGGAAGACAGAGGCCCUCCUGCCAGCUGGAGCUCCGGAAGUAAAGUCUCAUUGUCUCUCACAGACAGUUCUCAGAGAGACAGAAACACACUGCCAAAGAAAGGUUUAAGUUUUAGCGGUGCCUCCCAGGUUGAGGAGGAAGGGAAGGAGAAAGGGGAGAGGAGACACUCUCAUACUAUUCUCAGUAUGACCGACUCGCUCAAUCUUCCACUGCUGUCUUCACCCACCUCCCUGCCCCGCACCUCUAAGACCAGUAUGGUGCCCAGCCCUGUCGGCGGACCUCCGAGGAUGACUCGAUCCAACAGCAUCCCAACGCACGAUGCCUCUCUGGAGCUGUAUGGAGCGUCUCCGCUGGGCAGCACGCUGUCGCUGGCUGAACGCCCCCGCAGCAUGGGAAUGGUUCGCUCCGGAUCCUUCAGAGACAAGGAGCCUGACGAGGUUCAUGGGUCUGUACUCUCUCUGGCGUCCAAUGCCUCAUCAAGCUACUCCUCGGUGAGUGUGGGCGGCAUGCAGAAUCAGCAAAUACGUAAGCUGAGGAGGGAGCUGGAAUCGUCGCAGGAGAAGGUGUCUAACCUCACGACACAGCUGACGGCUAACGCAAAUCUGGUGGCCGCCUUCGAGCAAAGUUUGCAACUGAUGACAACUCGGCUGCAGAGUCUGUCAAUAAGCCAGGAACAGAAGAUCGGUGCAGUCGCGGAUGUGUUUGUGGAGAGAGUUCCAGAGGGAGGGGGCAGCUAUGGAGAAGGCUCUGUCACCCCAGGUCCGGCGCUUGGUCCUGAGUGGUGGAGACAGAAGGUUGGCAUCAGAGGAGCGGAGGCUGCGGACACAGAGCUGGUAGAGCUGAGGGAGACCAUCGAGGCUCUGAAGGCCAGGAAUGAUGAAGCCCAGGCUGUCAUACAAGGAGCCUUAAACACCCCGGAUAAUAUGAAAGACGUGCGGAUUCGACGUCAGAACUCAUGUGAGAGCAUCUCCAGUCUCAACAGCCUGACCAGUAUGUCGAGUGUGGGCAGCUUCAAGGACCAAGAUGCCAAGAAGAAGAAGAAAAAGAGCUGGCUGAGGAGCUCCUUCAACAAGGCGUUCAGCAUUAAGAAAGGCUCAAAAACGUACUCAGACAUCGAGGAAAUUGCCACCCCUGACUCCUCAGCUCCCAACUCCCCAAAAAUGCUCCAUGAGGGAGGAGAAGAGGAUGGAGAAAAACAGCCCUCAUCCCUCAAAACAUCGGCCUCUGCCACAUCUUCUGUAAUCAUGGAGACUACAGAAGAGGGAGACAUUGAGGAAAUGGCGGUAUCAGACUUGCGCUCAGAACUCUGGGUGAAAGAGAGAGAACUGACAGACAUCCGACUAGAGGCCUUAAGCUCUGCACAUCAGCUGGAGCAGCUUCGAGAAGCCAUGAACAGCAUGCAGUCAACAGUGGAGAACCUGAAGGCAGAGAAUGACCAUUUGAAAACAGGCUCUGGUCCCACCUCUUCCACUUCCCAGCCUUCAGGCCUGGCCUCUCUCCUGGGGCCCUCACUGCGCCAGCCGAUGAGCAUGUCCCUCACCAAGUCAUUCAGCCUCAGUCUGAAUGAUUGUAAAGAUCCAGACGUGUCUCCAGCUGACACGUUAAGUGUGUCUUCCCAGAGGGAUGAGGUGUGUGCACGAGUGCUUGUCCGCAUUGGAGAUCAAGCAGAGGACAGUAAGCAGCAGCAGGAGUUCUACCUGGGCUCAGUGAUGGUCAGUGCGAGAACUGACUGGUCCUGUCUCGACUCUCUAAUAGCUAAGACCUUCAAGGACUACCUAACUCAGGUGGACCCGACCGCCAGCCUGGGUCUAUCCUGUGAUUCGCUGCACAUGUACCAGCUGACCCAGGGAGGGCAGAGGGUGAUAGGAGGGGACAAACCUCAAGCCUCACCUUAUCGUUGUCUCAGCAGUGGUUCAGCUCGAAUACUUGUCACUUUGAAAGGUCUCAGAGAAAAAUGUGUUGACUCACUGGUGUUUGAGACUCUGAUUCCUAAGCCGAUGAUGCUGCACUACAUCAGCUUGCUGCUGAAGCACAGGCGUCUGGUUCUGUCUGGGCCCAGCGGGACAGGAAAGACUUACCUGGCUCAGCGUCUGGCCCACUACCUCCUGCAGCGCAGCCGGACAGACUUGUCUGAUGCCGACCACGAGACCUGUCUCCUCGGUUGCAGCAUUGCCGUCACCUUCAACAUGCAUCGUCAGUCACUGAAGGAGUUGCAGUUGUAUCUGUCCGACUUAGCAAAUCAGAUAGACAGAGAUAGUGGAGGAGAACUGCCACUGGUUGUUAUCAUAGAUGACAUCAGUGAUUCAGCAGCCACCACUGAGCUUGUUAACGGAGCACUCACCUGCAAGUAUCACAAAUGUCCUUACAUCAUUGGGACAACCAAUCAGCCUGUGAAGAUGACAUCAAACCACAGUCUGCACCUUAGCUUCAGGAUGGUAAUGUUCUCCAACAACGUGGAACCAGCUAACGGGUUCCUGCUGAGGUACCUGCACCGUAAAGCUGUGGAAGCCUACCAGGAGAAAGAGCAGGACUCAGCACGCCACCAGGCUCUCCUCCGCGUAUUGGACUGGAUCCCUCAGCUCUGGUACCACCUCCACACAUUCCUGGAGAAACACGGCACUUCAGACUUCCUCAUAGGUCCUUGCUUCUUUCUGUCAUGCCCAGUAUCAGUGGCAGAGUUCAGGCAGUGGUUCAUUGACCUGUGGAACCACUCCAUCAUACCGUACCUUCAGGAGGGAGCCAAAGAUGGCAUCAAGGUGCACGGGCAGAAGGCAGUAUGGGAGGAUCCAGUGGAGUGGGUGAGAGGGACUCUCCCUUGGCCCAAUGCACAGCAGGACCAGUCCAGGCUCUUUCACCUACCUCCCCCCAGCAUAGGGCCACCCAGUGAGGAAAAGAAGCCCCCCAAAGAUACACCUCCACCCAGCACACUGGAGUCAGACCCACUGAUGGCCAUGCUGUUGAAACUCCAGGAAUCGGCCAACUACAUAGAGUCUCCAGAGCGGGAAAGCUGUCUGGAUCCCAGUCUGCAGGCUACACUCUGAGAACAACAUGCGACUGUCGGUCGAGCUUUGGAACUAUAGACUCUUUUUCACGACUCACGCAGCGGGUGUAGUCCCAAUGAGACUUAAAAGACUCAAUAAUUAACUGUGUGCUCAGUGAGCAGCUACAAAGCUAAUUGUAAAGGAUCUAUAGAGAGAGUGAUUAUGGACGAAGGGCUUGCUCUGCCGUGCUAUCAGAAAGACAAUGAAACUGCUUUCAUAGGAAGCUGUGAUGAUCAUGUCAGGGAAAGACUUGUCUAUUCUCUGCCCUCAAUUUGUUCCAGAUGGGUUGUUGUUGAAUCUUCAAGUGCAUGGUAACCGGAAUAGUAUGAUGCAAAAUAUUACCUAUAAUCCUAUUGAUCAAGACCCAUUCUUUUCUUUUCUUUUGCUUUUUGACUGCCACGACUUUCACCACAAACUAUCGGUGCUCACUGGUUUUCUUUGAAGGCUUCAUUUCACAAUUCAUUUCUGAUGUCUUCAAAAGUAGGAUCAUCACUCGACAUUAGCCAAAAAUGCACUUUAUUUUCUACUUGUAAUUGGAUUUUAGGAGGCUGUGUCAGUGACUGUGUAUCAUAUGGGAAUCAUGCAGUUCAUUAGUAAUUCCUCUAGAUGGCAGCAUCUACUCCUGCCUCAGUGCUCUCCUGGUGUGCUUUCUGACUUAUCAAAGGUGCUCAGUAGAAUAUAACACGCUCUCUAUAACACAACUAUGAAAAUGGCCUUAAAUUAUUUUUUUCUUUUCAGUUCAGCCAUGGUGUCAUUAAUGGAUCGAAUAUUAGAACUGUGAAGCUGUUAGAGUAACAUGCAUGGGUGAAUAAUGAAUGCAAAAAAAAGAAUCGGUUUUAGGGUCAGUCUGUGAAAAAAAUGUCAUCAUCAUUGGACUCCACCGGUAGUAUCCACUUGUUUCCUCUAGUAAUAUACUGAUAUAACCACAGUAACUGGCAUUGACUCUACUCAACAUACUGUAUUGUAGACACACAGAAAAGAACUGCUUGUUUAUCUAGUCUGUCCAAACAGCCUACCAUUUCUGGCUAUGCUUGCAUAUAUUCUGUAUUUAGAUAUCGGUUUUAAAACACAAAUUUCUCUGGUGAUAGACGAGGAUACAGCUUUGAAAAUCUUGAUUUUUUAGGAUUUUAUACUGAGUGAUGUUCAACAAUCAUCUUUACACAGCAGCUCUUACCUACAGUAUACCUAACAUGCCAUUACCGACUGUUUUGAUCAUUCAUCAUCCCACAAGGGGAAGUGGAGAAAAAAAACUGCCAUCAAGUGAUAAGAAUGUGUACAAAAAACAUUUUCCUUCCUCAUUGCAUUUGCGUUUCCUUCUCUUGCUUUAUUUUAAGAGUUACUGUAACAGUAAGGGAUGGGGGUAAGCAAGGUUGAAACUCAUUGUGUCAAGUGGCUUCCUUCUAUUUCUUUUCUUUGUUUUUUUGCACAUAAUAUAUGUUAGAGUACUAGAUUACAGAGAGUAUUUAUUGCUCACAUCUUGACUGUUGUCAUGUGAUGAAAGAAGAAAGCAUAAAAAGAUGUCUAAGAGGAGGAAACUGUAGGUAGUAGAGAUAUUCUUAAACCUCUCAGCCCUGUGCCCCUUUGACCCUGAAGUACCUCAGACUGCCAUAUUUUGUCCGGAUGUUCCUCUACUGUCCAAUAGGGUGCUGGCGUAAAGUAGAGACAUGAUGCCUAAGUCUAUCUGUGCCUAAAACACAAUUUGGCCUAAAGCUGCUUUCGAGGUGCUUUAACCUACCACACGGAGGCCUCUAUUUAGAGGAAACAUCAUCACUUCCUCUUACCUACUCUGAUGUCACUUUAAUGUCAUCACCUUGAUGCCCACAUCUUGGUGGAGAGUGGGUUAUCAAUGUUAACCCUUGGCAUGGAGAUAAGCUGUUAGUUAAGAUGGUGUGUGUGUGUGUGUGUGUGUGUGUGUGUGUGUGUGUGUGUGUGUGUGUGUGUGUGUGUGUGUGUGUGUGUGUGUGUGUGAGUGAGUUAGCUCUGCAAUAGAUGAGAAUGUGUAUCAUGACUGGGCUGCUUGCAUGCAGUUUGACACCAUUUUAAACUUAAGCGUGAAAGACUUGACAUCUUUGUGGAAUUGCCUGAGAGUUUGGAAGCAGUGUAAGAACAGAUAUAGCGGAUGUGGAUGCAUGUAGCCCCGAUAUGCUCCCAAAGUUUCGUUUCAUUGGACCUAACACACUUAACCCUAUCACAGGAGGGAUUUUUAUUGACUGGAUAUUUUCCUCUUUUCACGUUGUUUUUUAACAUUUGUUUUUCUUAUGCAAAUAUUUGUAAAGGUUUCUUUCUCUUUUGUACAUGACAUCACUAUUGUAAACACUGUAAAUAAUGCAUCUGCGGCAACAAUCACAAAACAUGUGUAGAGAUCUAAGAGAAGACAUGGCCCCUGUAUGCAGAAAACGGCGUUGUUUUUAUUGUCUUCCUCCAGUGGGAAGGAGCACUUAAAAGGGGGCCUAAUAAUGGUUGUAUGGCAUGUCUCUAUAAUCACAUCAAAUCCCAUAUGUCUAACAGUGAGCAAUGGACACAAUAAAGUCAUGCCAUUCGUCACAUCA
This is a messenger RNA of Perca flavescens (yellow perch), 9752 nucleotides long. RefSeq names its product neuron navigator 1. Bases 265 to 7203 code for a protein of 2312 amino acids. The record is from RefSeq and is a predicted model, not a curated record. Gene Ontology annotation, biological process: microtubule bundle formation; neurogenesis; neuron migration. Gene Ontology annotation, molecular function: ATP hydrolysis activity. The transcript has 33 exons. Lineage: Eukaryota; Metazoa; Chordata; Actinopteri; Perciformes; Percidae. Gene Ontology annotation, cellular component: microtubule cytoskeleton; axon initial segment.